GGCCGUGUCAGCGAUGGCGUCAGCGGCCGUGUCAGCGAUGGCGUCAGCGGCCGUGUCAGCGAUGGCGUCAGCGGCCGUGUCAGCGAUGGCGUCAGCGGCCGUGUCAGCGAUGGCGUCAGCGGCCGUGUCAGCAGUGGCGUCAGCGGCCGUGUCAGCAGUGGCGUCAGCGGCCGUGUCAGCAGUGGCGUCAGCGGCCGUGUCAGCAGUGGCGUCACCGGUGGCGUCAGCGGCCGUGUCAGCGGCCGUGAUAACGGUAGAUACAGAAUGCAGUACAGUGUCUGUCACAAAUCCUUCUAUUGCGGAAGAAGUAAAACAACAAAUCAGCAGAAUAAAUAUGCCUGGAAGAUCGACCCCAGCCAGCAUACAUGCAGUGUCCCUGACUGAAAAAAGAAGUGCAGUGGAAAAGUUUGAGCUCCAGACGACAUGUAGAGAGCAGCAACCACUUACAACUCAAGAAAUGAUAAGAUACCGACAGUACUACAAGAAGAAACAGGACAAACUAUCCGAGUAUAUUCAAGAAUUACAAUGUGAUUAUUUCCCUUCAUGUCUUCUUGAGGUUAUCUUGAGAUGAUUUCGGGGCUUUAGUGUCCCCGCGGCCCGGUCCUC
This is a messenger RNA of Procambarus clarkii (red swamp crayfish), 606 nucleotides long. RefSeq lists its product as uncharacterized. The record is from RefSeq and is a predicted model, not a curated record. Lineage: Eukaryota; Metazoa; Arthropoda; Malacostraca; Decapoda; Cambaridae.